GUUUUUCAACGUAUGGAAUGUGACAGAUGCACGAAAAUUCACAAUCCUCAAUAGAUAGAGAGGUAGCUUUUUUCCGUAUAUACGAUAUAACCAUUUUCAUCGGUAUGUAAGUGAUGAUAUCAAAUAGCUCAAAUUCAUACAAGCAUAAAGCUUCAAAAAACCAUGAUUUCGACUACUAUCACUCAGAUGAUAAUUAUGACAAUAACAGUUUGGAUGAUGAAGUAGGUGAACCAAAUCACAAGUAUAAUAUAUAUACGAGAGAUGGAAGGUACAGGGGCAUUAGUGGUCGGGCCAGGCCGACUGAAUUUAGAUCAUCUAGUAGGGCUAGCGAACGAAGGGGCGGAUUUAGGGGCAGGGGUGGGCAAAGCACCAGAAGAAAUGAGCGUGAUUUUACCGAGAAUUUAUAUCCCGUGAGGAAAUAUGAUUUGCGAAACAAUGAAUCUACUGGAAGUUAUAGGGGAAAAUUUUAUGAGCCAGACAAAAAGGUGGACUUCAAGUUCAGCCUGCCGGAAGAUACGAGAAUUUCAAAACUGCUCAGACGUUUGUCGUCGGAAAGCGAUCAGGAGAAUUCGUUGGCCAUAUCGAAAAAAUUAUUGGAGGUACUCCUGUUGCCCGAUAAUGCGGUUUACGUACGGAAAGCGUUUCACAUAUUGGGCGAAUCUAUGUAUGACAUACUGUACGUGGCGCCAGGACCGCUGGCCAAACAGCAGGCGGCCCGAGCGUUGGGUCGGAUGGGUUACAUAAUGGGCCAAGAGAACGACUUCGAACGCUAUCAACAGUGGCUGUUUUCCAAAUUGGUCGGUACGCACGAAGAGAUCCAGAUACUCCUGAUGAAGUCGUUCAAGGAAACGUUCAGCAUGGAGGCGAAGAAACCGGUACUAGAGAACCACGCUGAGAAUUUAAUCAACAAUUUGGUCACGACGAUUGAGACAACGGAAAAUGCGGAAAUGUUCAAGGCGAUUCUUGACACGUUGAUGAGUUUCGUCGAACUGUACCCGAGGAGUUUCUACGAUCAGUUCAGGGACACGAUCGAUUUGUUGUUCGGGUGGCACGUCGAUCACACACAACCGCUCAACAACAUCGAAUUUAUAUCAAAGAACAUGCUCCGGGCCAGGGAACAUUUUAAAUGCGUCGCCCAUCUGUCGUUUUCCAUCGGCUUGAUAGAGAAUUUCCUUGAGGACAUAACUAAUUAUGCGUCGCAAAUGGACGAACCUGGCUCAAACUCUCUUCAACACGUCACCGUUUUGGUGCUUGCAAUGAAUACUGUACUGAAAUGUCUGGAUGUUGAAUUUCAUCCAGCCAACAAUAAGGAUGUCACAAUUGAUUUUGUGAAUAAAUGUUUGGGGAAAGUUAUUGCGACCCUUACCGAUUUUUUAGAGAUAUGCCAGCCCGACAAUUUAUUGAUUGCCGCUAAUGAAUGUAUUUCACUGCUGUUAGGAGUGCUAGAUAAUAAAAGUCAAAGUCUUACAACUAAAAUAUUUCAGUUACUUGACCUAGAAUUGAAAAUUAUGGAUGAUUUUACCGACGCAUCAGUCAUAUCUUUGCUUUUGUUCAUUUCCAAGGUUGUUAAAGAACUUUCAACCAACCUUCCAAUUGAACUGAUAGAAAAGUUAAUUGGACCAAACUCCAAAGUUCUACAUCUGAGAUAUUCACCAACUAGAAGUAUUCAACAAUCCGUUAUAUGCGUUUACCAGUCUUUACUAAACGUUAAAAACGUAUCUUUACUACAAGAAACCUACAGAUACGUUCUGGGAGAUUUAGAAAUUGUGUACAAGAAUAUUUUGCCCACUUUAGAACCAUUCGCUCAAAGCAACCCAUUUUCGAGCAGAAUCAUCGAAGCGACAGAAAAUUGCGAACUGACAGUCCUGUUUCUGUUGAGGUGCAUGUCGCAACUGGCGAAUGCGAGUUCAAUUAUUGUUAUGUGGGCUUUAAAACCAACCAUAUUGGAGCUUGUGGGUGUUAAUUUGCAACCACAUAACCCUGUGCUGGCCAAAAACACUCCAGCCUUGCAAUACAGUUUGUUGUAUCUACUCUAUUCCCAUUGUAAAUGUUACAAUCACUUCAUUUCAAACAGUUCUUUGGUUACGAACAAGAAGGACCUGUCUAGUAUGAUGAAUUUAUUUUCCUUGAACGACGGAUUGAAUACCAACGAUGUGCCAAACACUUCACCCAAUUCUGGGAACUUCGCCGUCAUUUUGAGCAUACUCCACAAGACGUUAAGCGUACCUACUUCGUGCGAGGUCACUUUGUUGCUGCUGCAAUGGACGAACGACAUACUGAUUAACUCCGAGAUUUAUUUAGAAAAUUUGUACAACAACGAGCUGUUUAUGCAGGUGACUAACGUAUUGGUGAAGUGCGGAUACAAUUUCAACACCAAUAUUGUCCUGAUGGUUUGCGAAAAUUUGGAUAAACUAUUGAGUAACAAGCAACUAUCUUGGACGAACACGUUUUUGAGUAACGUAACCGAUUUGUGCAAAUUGCACAUGAAAUCCAAUGACGCAAAUGUACGGGAUUCGUACACAAAAUUAGCCGCCAACAUACCGUGGGAUAUUUGUAUUGUAGAACUGAACAAAACCAACUCCACAUUCAAGAAAACCAAAACCAUCACGUCCAAAGACUACAACAAUUUCGUUUUAUACAUGGCCCAACACUUGCAUCUGAACGGCACAAUAGAAAGCGAGAUGUACCCUUUGCAAUUUAAAAACUUCAUGAAUUACCUACUGAAAAACGAACGAACGGAUAACAAUUGGCUAGAGGACAUAUUCACGUCCUGUUGGACUCUGGAAGGAUACUCUCAACUGAACAUGGAAUUGUACUUUGACCUGGCAAUCAAUUCGAAUCAAGUGCUGACCAACUGGGCGACGUUAGAGGCCGCCCAGUUUUGCGUCAACUACAAACUGAGGACACCGCUGGGCAAACCCAACGAAACGUUCACGAAAAUCGAGGGCGCCCUCAAUCAACUGGGCAACGAUCUAAUCUCGUUGAAAAAAGGCGGCAAGACUGAGCAAGCGCAGUCGGACGGUCGGCGUGUCAGGAUGCUGCUGCAGUUCGUCGAGCACUUGGAAAAAUCCAUUUACAACGCGUCAGAAGGGACCGCGUUGGCUAUGCCGGCGUCUUCGAAGGUGGUCCGGUCGUUCUUUAUCGCCAACACUAACACCUGCUACGAGUGGCUGUCGAGGAUACGUAUGGUGCUGAUGCACGUCGCCUUGCACGCCGGGGAGGCCCCCAUAGCGUUGCGACACGGACAAAGUUUAUUGAGGGACAUGGCGGCAGGGGAUAAGACCAAAACUCCGGAGUUUGAAAAAGUACUUAUCUUUGUCACCAUAGCUCUUUUGAAACUGAAAGAACCGGAGGCUUUGUACGGGUUGUACUCUUGGUGCAAGGAGGUGAGCGGAAAACGCAUACUGUGGAUUAAAUAUGCGGCGGAACAAGCGUCCAAAAGAUACGAAGUUGCUUUGGAGGGCUACAGAAGUUUGUUGCAAAGUAACGACGAAGGGGAGAGUAAAAUCAUCGAGUCUGACACCGUUAGCUUUAUCGUAGAUCAAAUUAUUGUCUGUUACAAGGAAUUGAACAGUUGGUCAGAGUUGAUUUAUUGGCACGAGAUGGAAAAUAAAUCUCACACAGAGAAUGGAAGGAAAUAUUGGUUUAACACAACUGACUGGGAUUGUAACAAAUGUUUAUCCAAUUUAGAUUUUAAUAAUGCAGCUUUUGAAGAACUCACAACUUGGGAAUACAAAAACGACAGCAAAUACUGGAGUGCAUACGAAACAUUAUCCACAACCGAAACCAACUUGUACAACAUCGCUCUGAAUAUUAAUUCCAAAGAUCUGGAAGAAAAUUUAACGAAAAUUAACACGAAUAUUACGUACGUACAAAACUCAAUUCAAGAACAUCUUAAUUCUGCUCCGUCAGAGUUCUUGCAGAACUUUUCGCUGUUAUUAUAUGUUUCCAACGGCUUGAAACAAGUAGCAAAUCACACACCAGCUCAUACUGUAUUUCUGGUGUCGGAGAAUUUUGAGAACGAAAUCAACAAAAUUGAGUCGUCGGUUUUGAGGAAGAUAUUGUGGUGGUCAGAGUAUUUUGGCGCUGUGCAAAAUCAAGGUUUCAAUGUAUUUUGCAGCAACCUACGAUUGGACAUAAUCAAACGGUCCCGUAAAGAAAAAAAUUUUAAAUUGGCCUAUCAAUACUUACAGAAAUUCUUCAGGGACAAGAACAUAUGUUUGCCGGAGAAGCUAGAAGGCGACAAGUUAGCCGGAGCUUUCUUACAAAAACUAGGCGAUAUUGAACUGUGGACGGUCGAUAUAGCUAAAGCAGUGUCCGAAGUUAUAAAAUUGUCGUACGUGGAGGAACCAAGGAACAAUACGUUUAAUUUGUGCGCAGCCGCAUCCACUGCGAUAUCAAAAUAUGCGGAGAUGUUCAGCAGCGGGGAACUGAGGAAGAUCAGCAGCAAGAUUCUAAUAAAGCUGGCCUCGUGGCUGCAGACGAACGAAAACAUAUCUGUAACCGAAAUGAGCAGUCCCCUCAGUAAACUCCUGAUGGUUCUUCCCGAAAUCGGCAUGAUGGAGAAAAUAGCGGCCAACAUAAUACCCCUGAACGAAAUGGCCAUCGGAAAGUUGUUGCAGUUCAGCGUCCAUCACUGCGCAACGCUGGCAAAAAGUUGGAAUGCUUUUGGCACUUGGUGCUACCGAUGGGGUAAGAAAAUGGUCGACCAUAGCGCCGACAUCAAAAACAAUUUGUCCGACGAACAGUUCGAAGAUCUGAAAAAACUAUUGCCGCCGGACACGUCCGAAGAUGACGUGAAGAAAAUAAUAGGGAUCAUUGCUCAGACCAGGUCGGCAAUAGAUGACGAGGACAUCGACUCCAACGAAAUUAACACGUCGGACAUGAUACAGGCGCAGCUGCAAUGCGUGAACGUGCUGAGAAGUGCUUCCGACGAACAGCUGCACGGACUGGUGCAAAUCUGGCGUGACAUCCAGAAGAGGAUCUAUACCUAUUACUUCCUGAGCGCCGACGCUUACUUUAAAUACCUGCAUCUCGCCUCCAAUUCCGAAAACAUCAACAAGAGCACGGAGUGCAACACCAUAACCGUAACGUUACGAUUGCUACGUUUGAUCGUCAAGUAUGCUUUGGAAUUGCAGAGCAUUUUGGAGGAAGGACUUCAAACAACGCCUACGCAACCAUGGAAAGUUAUUAUACCUCAACUUUUCUCCAGGUUGAACCAUCCCGAAAGUUAUGUGAGGCACAGAGUAUCGGAUUUGUUGUGUAGGGUGGCGGAAGACGCCCCUCAAUUGAUCACUUUCCCAGCUGUCGUGGGUGCCUUGGAAGGUGGUCUCAAAUUCGAUUUCUCCGAGAUUACGUUGCCCAAAGAUUGUCUGUCGCAGAACAACGAAGGAAAUGAAGAUAACGAGCUGAAUGAAGAUGAUGAUUACGACAGUGACAACGAGGAACCAGUCAACACCUUGCAGGCUUGCUUUAAAACCAUGGUAGACACCCUUAGCAAGCAAGAUCCUGAGACGAUCACUCAAGUGCAGACUUUGGUUAAAGAGCUGAGACGCAUCACUUUGUUGUGGGACGAAUUAUGGUUAGGUACUUUGGCACAACACCAAUCAGAAAUCACUAAGAGACAACAACAAUUAGAAUACGAAAUAGAGAAAGUAAACGACAACGUGAACCUGUCCAGCGAGGAGAAAAUCUCUUUGAUUGCUGAAAAACACAGAAUCAUCAUCAAGCCUAUUAUUUUUAUACUGGAGCAGCUGCUGGAUGUAACUAGCGUAGAAGCGGAGACCCCGCACGAAAAGGAGUUCCAGGAGAAAUAUCUGGAUGACAUCAAGGACGUGAUUGCGAAGUUAAAGAGCCCGGAGUCUCCGGAAAAACCUCAAGAGUCGCUACAACCUUUAAGGGCGUUGCAAAAGAAGUUCCAGCAGAAGUUCCAUAAACGUGCCUCCUACUCUUUAAAAAUGCAGAACAUCAGCCCAAUAUUGCACAACAUUAAAGAUACGCUAAUAGCUAUGCCCGGAAUAGCUUCAACGACUAAAAACGUGACAGUGGCUCAUGUAUCCAACGUGGUGUCCAUCUUGCCAACCAAAACGAAGCCCAAGAAACUUGUGUUUUAUGGUUCUGAUGGACAAACUUACACCUACUUGUUCAAAGGUUUGGAAGACUUGCAUUUGGACGAAAGAAUUAUGCAGUUCUUAAGCAUCGCCAACACCAUGAUGGCUCAAAACGCCGACCCUUCUGGCCACAAUCUCUACAGGGCCAGACAUUAUUCCGUCAUCCCCCUGGGACCCCGUUCUGGUUUGAUUUCCUGGGUGGACGGCACCACCCCCGCCUUCGCCCUCUACAAACGCUGGCAACAAAGGGAGGCGCUCAAGCCGAAUGUGAAGAACGCCGUCAACACCAACACCACCGUGCUAAGACCCUCGGAGCUGUUCUACAACAAGUUGAACCCACUGUUACAAGAACACGGCGUGAAAAACAUCGAAAACAGAAAGGAGUGGCCCUUGUCGGUGCUCAAGCAGGUGCUGACGGAACUGAUGAACGAAACCCCGAGCGACCUUUUGGCCAAAGAGCUGUGGUGCAACUCCAUAAACGCCGGCACCUGGUGGGAGAACGUGAAGAGGUACUCGUACUCGGUGGCGGUGAUGAGCAUUAUAGGCUACAUCAUCGGUUUGGGCGACCGGCAUUUGGACAACGUGCUCGUCGAUCUGAACACCGGCGACGUGGUGCACAUCGACUACAACGUGUGCUUCGAGAAGGGAAAGACGCUACGCGUGCCCGAGAAGGUGCCCUUCAGACUGACGCCGAACAUCCGAGAUGCUUUGGGUGUUACUGGGGUGGAGGGAAUUUUCCGUUUAGCCUGCGAAAACGUGCUGAAAACCAUGAAAAAAGGACGUGAAACGUUAUUGACUUUACUAGAGGCAUUCGUUUACGAUCCAUUAAUCGAUUGGACUGUGGGUGGUGAAGUUUUGGCCGGUACCACCUUCGGGGGAGUCGCAAAUCACGCAUCGUCACGACAGAAUAAGAAAGAUUUGGAAAAGGAAGUUACCUUGUCGAUGUUCAACGUCAGAUGCACGGAAAUGAGGGUCGAAUGGGACGAGAACAGAGAUGAAAUAAUGAACGUGUUACCUGAUUUGGAGAACAAAGUGACAGAGUUAUUGAAAAUUAUUACCGGAAUGGCCAAAACUGAGGAUCUUCUCCAAGACUUGCAUCAACAAAUGGCGUUGGUGAAAGAGGCGGAAGCUCAUGGCGCAAAUAAACAUCCAUUGUACCAACUCCCGAUGAAAUACGAAUCGUACCAUAAAACACAAACGAUUAUAUUAACGGCCAGGAAAGAGAUGGAGGCGAUAAUGGCGGACUGUGAAAGACAAAUACACAUCUACCAAGACGCACUGAAGAACCUGGAUGCGGACAACAUCAACCUACUCUUCUUAGAAAUCAGCUCGAAAAGCGAAGAACACAUGCACAUCUUCGAUUUGGUGCGUGAGUUCUUGCACAACGCAGGCAAAGAUGACGUUAUACUGCAGUGCCAACAGUCCGAAACUGAAGUCGGCGAAUUGUCUCAAAACUUAACAAUAUCCGCCAGGAAAUGUCUGCAACAACUUCAAGAGUAUCAUUCCAUCCUAAUGACUUGUCCAAAAUCCUACAUGGACAAUCACCGCCUGAAAAUUUAUUUAGAUUGGUCCCACCUACUGUUGGAAUCGAAGACCACCGAUUGUUGCAACGCUGUCUUCGAACGUUUCAAGAUGUUCUUGUCGCACGGCAUGCCCGCCCACAUCAUAAAAUGCGCCGUCUCUCUCCAGGCCCAGUAUCAGGAAACGGUGGAUCAGGUGAACAAAUUGUUCGACGAACUUACCAAAAUCAGCACCAAGGAACCGAUCAUCGCACUGGAAAAACUGUACGCCAAUUCAAAAGUGAGCAUUUCGACAUUCCUCAGCUGCGAAAAGGGGGCGACGGACGCGUUCGAGUUCGUGGUCGCCAACGAGCUGGUGGGGUUGAAUCGUAGCUUCAUCACUCUGGAGAUUGCUGCGCACAGAAGCGACAAAGUUUUAAUCAAACUGCAGAGCAGAGAUGGAGAUUGGUUUUUGGACGACCUAGUCAUGAAUAGCAUGAGAGCUGUGGAGAUGAUUAAUAAUUUGCCGUUAAGUCCAAACGCAGACGAUCGUUUCUUGAGAGUACUGAGCGGGGUGAGAAUCGCCAACAAUGUUUAUCAAUGCCUCUCCGAUUUGCAUUCCAAUUUCCACACCAUUAUCCUAUCUGAGAGCAUGAAGAAGGUACACAACGAAGAGCCGACUGUGUUACAGAUGAUUAAAGAUAUCAACGAACUGAUUACCAGUUUGGAUACUAGCAUACCGGAGCUAAUUGAACAACUGAGCAAGGUCUUAAAAAUGAUACUCAUGCAGAUGGAUAUUAACAAAUCUUUCGAUUAUAUCAUCGAUAAAGUGGCAGUAAUCAGGACUAAAUUCCACGACUUGAUUGGCCCCCAAACGGAUAAUCUCAGUCAAGGCAAAAUGCUCUUAAUGGGUUUCAAUGGACUGUUUGAAAAAAUAAACCAAGAAAUGGCUAAUUUAAUAAAUACCUUAUCCGACUUGGAAAUACCAAAAUCAUGGAAGAAAAUCGAUCAGGUUAAAGAGGCGAAGAGUAUUUCAGCCCACAUCUUCAAUCCAGACGUGAAAAAAAUCCUUGAUGACAUAUUUUUACUUAAAAGACUCCAAACUAUCGUGGACUUCUUCAAGAUUUGCGUUGAGAUGUGCCAGUCGUUUAAGAAGGACGGAGUUAUUUGCAUCUACAACGACGAACAGUUAUUAAGACCGGUUAGACAAUUCAUUGCUGACUUUAUAUCAUCUCAAUUAUUAGGAGUAACAACCGAGGCGAUCGCGUAUUCAGUCUGCUUUGUGCUGCAGAAUCUCGGUUUGGAUCUAACCAACGAGAUUGAGCAGAAGGACGUGGGGGCUGAACACAAGGUGCCCAUCGACGAAUUGUGCACUAAAGUAUGGAACUCGUUGACCAAGCAAGGCAUCUUCACGCAAAACGUUUGGUCUCAAGCUCAAAGUUUGGAGAAUAACAUGAAGAACGCGUGGGAGAAAAUACGAAUACCGAAGAGACUGGAACAAAAAUUGGCACAUCUGCAAUCGACCGCUAUGAGAAUCAAUCACCUACUGACUGUACACAACUUUAUGUACGACGAAAUUCACAACGGCUCAUUUAGGAACAAGCUACUGAUGGAUUGUCAUAAAGAACUAUUAACCUUGCAAACAAUCCAUACGCAACUGACAGAUGCUCGUGAAAGGCAACAAGGAUUAAUUGAUAAGGCCCAUCAAAGAUUGAACUGGGCCAAGGGAGCGAAUCCUAAUGUUGGUGAGAUUUCCACCGCUUUUAUAAAUGCAAUUGAUGCGAGGGAUUCACAGUUAAAUUUGGAACAAAAGGCUGUAGCGAAAAUUUUGGCUAUUGGAAACUCAAUAUUAAAUUACGAAAUUAUUAGGAAUGCAGGUGUUGAAGCAACGGUGUACAACAACGCUUUCAACACCAGUCUAGACAAGUGGAUGCAAGCCUGUCAAAUGAAUAACGAAAGAUGCCUGAACAUGACACACACGGAGGAGAGCAUCAUGAAUUUGAUCACACCAGAACUGGUUGAUGAUCCAAAAUGGUUGGACAAAGUUUCCGAAAUGAUAACCCAAGUGAUAUCGAUCGAACAGAAACACUUAAACGAAACGAAAACAAUCAGCCUCGCUGAGAAACACAAGCUUCAAACACUGGUGGACACUUUGAGGACUAAAUACAACGUACAUUGCAAAUUGAUGUCGGACGUGAAAAACUUAAUUAAAACAAUGGCGAAAAUUGAGGACUAUAGCUCGCAAACUCAACACUUCAUCGCCGAGUACCGACAGUACGUCGAACAUUUCAACGCGGCGUUCGCGUUGUUCAAGAAAGACAUUAAGAAGGACGAGCUGAACGAGGCGCUGACUCACAUCAAACACAUCAAGCACCACACUGAGCACCUGUACACGGAACUGCUGAACCUGGAGGCACGGAAGAACAAGCCGUCGGUCCGUCGAUUGGACUGCGUGCUGGCUGAGAAACAUGCGAAGGAGACGACGAAGGGUCAGCAGCGGAACGCGUACGCGGUCAGCGUUUGGCGUAGGGUCAAAAUGAAAUUGGAGGGUAGAGAUCCGGAUCCUGGCAGAAAGUACACUGCACAAGAACAGGUCGAUUAUGUGAUAAGAGAAGCCACCAGCUUGGAUAAUCUGGCUCUGCUUUACGAGGGCUGGACACCAUGGGUGUGAAGAGAAUUAAGUGUGCGGCAGUAAGCCUGCCUGGAUCUCCCUUCAGUAAAUGUAGAGCGCCAGCGCAUAUGAGUCGCAAUAGCGUGUGAUUGAAGCAGCAGCACCAUCUAACUUAACUAGCUUCUCAGAUCAAGUCGCUUAGUUUUAUUGUUCAUGCAAGUGUAAGGGUCUGUUUAAAUAAAAUUCCAGUGGGUAAUCGCAAAUGAAAUUUCAGUAAUCGACAAUCACAAAUUAAAACAAAGGAAAACAAAAACAAAACUAAACAAUGCGGAACUUGGAGAAAACGAGGAUUUGCAUUACUAGUAAAACUUUGCUACUUGCAAAUACAUAGUAAAGUAAUUCAAAGUUCAUGCUGCUUUUCAUUUUUAUUAUCAACGGUUGUCAGAGUUGACACAAACAAAUACUGCCUGUGGGGCAGUUGUAUAUUUUAGCAAAAAUAUACAAAUGAGUCGUAAUUUAUGUAAACUGAAGUUCUUGAUUGAUGUCAAGUUUUGUACCCUUUACAACUCUUUGGUACAAUCAUCAAAGCACCACACAAUUUUUUAUACUGUGUUUGGAGAAAUGGUGUCGGGUAUAAUUUUGAUGGGAAAGUAUUCGAAUUGUCGUUAAUUCAAAUCAUGUUUAUCUUAUAGUUGAGACAUUUUUUAUUUUUUAAAUAUUGUUUUUCUUUUAUUCAUCAAUUGUCUUGUAUUGUUUAUUGUGUAAAUUUCUUACUUUGAGAUACCCGGUAUUCUAACCAUGCCUAAAAAUAUAUUCUAGACAUUGUUAGGUUAUUCCUCCACUUAUAUUGCUUAAAAAUUACAUUAUUCAUUUCGAUUUUUUUAUAAUUUACGACUUCUCAUCUAACUAAUUGUUUUAUUAAAGAUUAUUAAGCACAUAUAUUUAAACAUAAAGCAGUAAAAUAUAAAUAUUAUAUUGAAUUAUUUCAUAAUAAUUACUAAUAUUACUACAUGUCAUGAUUUGGUUCAGUCAUCCAUUUUUAUGUUACGUUAAAAGAGGACAAAUUCAUCAAAAUGUUUUUAAUCCUGAUGAAUUAUAAACAACCGUUUUAUAAUGUCGUUGACAAACACAGUAUUUUGAGUUGACAAAUGUGUAACUUUUAAUGUAACAUGUUAAAAUUGAUGUUUAAAAAAAAUAGCAAAAACACUUUAGAUGUUUAUGAAUUCGAUAGUGUAAUUGUUCAAAUCUUAUCUUCAAUUCCUUAAAAAAUUGUUUUCUAGUUAUAGUCAUCCAUUCAAUAGUAAUUAAUUAGGGUAUUUUAUAAUUUUGUGGUUCUUUUAGGAAAAUGUGAUAAACAUUUUUAACUCGCCUCAAUGUUACUUUAUAUGAUGUGACCUUUUACUAAUGUUUAUUACUCUUUCUCUUCUGUAUUUUAAAUCCUAAUAUAGUCUUAUUGUGUAA
Aethina tumida (small hive beetle) is the source of this 11681-nucleotide messenger RNA. RefSeq names its product serine/threonine-protein kinase SMG1 (gene nonC). Bases 114 to 10280 code for a protein of 3388 amino acids. The transcript is spliced from 7 exons. Gene Ontology annotation, molecular function: protein binding; protein serine/threonine kinase activity. The record is from RefSeq and is a predicted model, not a curated record. Gene Ontology annotation, cellular component: TORC1 complex; TORC2 complex; nucleus. Lineage: Eukaryota; Metazoa; Arthropoda; Insecta; Coleoptera; Nitidulidae. Gene Ontology annotation, biological process: TOR signaling; nuclear-transcribed mRNA catabolic process, nonsense-mediated decay; negative regulation of macroautophagy.